ACGCAAGCCAUCGAGCGAGGCAGCCUUCUUUUCUGCCCGACACGCUCCUGAGCCGCUGCGUUAAUUCGCAGGCACUCCGUUCGAAUUUUCGAACGUUCUACGGCUGGCCGCGGGCGCCUUCGAACUCGACGACGAGGGUGGGAGGCAGACCGAUCGUCGUCAGCUGCCCGAGAACGAGCGACAGGGUUCUGUUUUCUGCUCUCUCCGUGGCCUCUGCGCGCGCGAGAGUGGCGAAUUGCUCGUCGAGAGGGUUUGGCGUGGGCGCGCUGGGGGAUCGAUUCGGUCGAUUCGUGAUCGACAGAUUCGGUUGUUUGGGUGCAGGAGACAGACAUGGGCACCGCGCACAGUCGGGAGGGCGAGUUGGAGGAUUCCGAGUCCGAGGAUGAGUCCGUGGCCUCGGAAGCCAGUGGCUACCAUUCCGCUGAUGGUGAGAAGGAAGAGCCCCGGAGGCCCGUGCGGAAAAGUCCUGGAGCCGCGGGGACUUCGAAGGGCAAAGCUGAUGUUUUGAGUUACAAACUUGGUAAUUUGUCACUGAGCCCGGGUGUUCCUCCGACGCAUAAGCGAGCGAAAUUGUAUCUGCAUACCGGUGGCAACACUGCCAAAUCACGGUGGACGGUGUAUGGGAAAGAAGUAUCGUACGAGUUUGUGAAAGAGCAAGAGGAUGAAGAUGAUGAGGAUGAUGACCGUGAGUGGAUUUCUCAACGCACGGGGAAAGCUACUUGGGUCGACUGGUAUCUCAGAGUCGCUGACAGGGUUUCCGCAAAGAUUGACGACGCGCUUCAGAUGCAGUUUUUCGACGACCAAUUGCGGGUUGACUUUGUGUCACGAGGUGUGUGGGCUAUGAAGUUUGCUAAUAAAACGGACUACGAGGAGUUUGUACACGAGUUCCAAAACAGUAAAUUUGAGAACAAUUACCAGAUGAAAGCCACGGAAGAAAACAAAACCAAGGUGUUUGGAAAAGACUUCAUGACCUGGGCAACUGGUGAAGACGCCGACGAAUCAGUUUGGGAGGAUGCCGAAGACAGUCUUGAAGAGCAAAAGGUUGCAAGCAGGAAGUUGAAAGAAACCUACAAUGAGGCCUUAGAAGGUGGUGCCAAGAGUUUGACGAUGGGUGCCGGUGAGCAUAGUUUUCUGAUUGGUAACUCGGGUAUUGACGUUUUUCGAAACAUGGCAACCGGAGUACAUGGUAAGGGUGUCUCGAUACGGUUGCAAGGUGGUACUCCUGGAGAUCCAUUCUCGACACCCAAAAAGGGCAUGCUGAUUAGAGGCGAAAGUAAUAUGAUGCUGUUGAGUCCCGCGAAGGAUGCUAAACAGCAUCCUACAGGUGUGAGUCAGCUAGACCUGGCCACAGGUAAAGUCGUCUCUGAAUGGAAGUUUGAAAAAGAUGGUGCUCCUAUUAGCAUGAGAGACCUGACGAAUGACAGCAAAGGGUCUCAAUUGGAUAUGAAUAAUACUUUCUUGGGACUCGACGAUAAUCGCUUGUGUAGAUGGGACAUGCGAGUGCAAACAGGUAUUGUGCAGCAGCUCUCCAGUCCUAUACUUAGCUGGAAUGAGGGUCAUCAGUUUGCCAGAGGCACAAACUUUCAAUGUUUCGCAUCUACCGGGGAUGGCGCCGUUGUGGUUGGAUCGAGGGACGGCAAAGUUCGCCUGUAUGGAACUACCUCUAUGCGAAUGGCAAAGACUGCCUUUCCUGGUUUGGGCUCACCGAUUACGCAUGUGGACGUUACUUAUGAUGGGAAGUGGAUUUUGGCUACAACUGAUACUUACAUGAUUCUCAUUAGCACUCUUUUUAAGGACAAGGAUGGAAAGACCAAAACAGGAUUUACUGGGCGGAUGGGAAGUCGUAUAGCAGCCCCUCGCCUCCUGAAGCUGAACCCUGUUGAUGCGCACGCCGCUGGGGUACACAAAUUCAUCGGAGGCCAAUUUUCAUGGGUCACAGAGUCUGGGAAACAGGAACGUCAUUUGGUGGUGUCUGUCGGGAAUUUCUCAGUAGUAUGGGACUUCAUGCGGGUGAAGCAGAGUGACCACGAAUGCUACAGGCACGAAAGGGGUCUGAAAAGUUGCUACUGUUACGAAGUGGUUCCUAAGGAUGAAUCGAUCGUCGAAAGUAGAUUUAUGAAUGAUACAUUCCAUUCUAUUGCUUCUCCUGAAGCACCACUUGUAGUAGCUACACCGAAGAAGGUCACUUCUUACAACAUAUAGUCCCUCAGGUUAGGUUACGUCUUGUAACUUCAAGGUUACAAUUUAGAUAUUUGCAGAGGUUUUACAACUUUAGGUUCCAAGCCCUUCUUUGUCAAUCAAGAUAGUUAGGUUCACAGGAACUUCAUAGCACAUUCAAACGUUGUUGCAGGCGUGUACAAUUAUAUGUUCGUCCUCGUUAGGCUUCGGUCCUGGUUUCUUCCUGUUGACAACUUCAUCACAGAUAUAACUGCGACUUAAAGAGUGUUUGUGGCAAAGUUCGCUUUAACUUUAACCUUACUUAUUUGUUGGUGGAUAAUUCUUUCGGUCCGGUUCUCAGUCAGCCAUUACGAACAGAAACCUUGGCUAGCCCUUCAGAUCCAGUAUCCAGGACACGACAGUUACAACCUUAUUUUCAUUUCCGGGUACUUUCGAAUUGGGAAGAUAAGGGCUACUGAAUCCAGCGAAAAUUAAACCAUCUCCGGAGUCGAUUUUUGAGAUCAAUGUAAGAUACGUAACUGGAUUUGGAAAUGUGCUCCCAGCCUGUGGAGAAAACAGGGCUUCAGACAGUCUCAUCUUGAAGCCGUUGGUAGUGUUUUGAAGCACCCGAGAUGCUUUCAAGGAUGGCACACAUGGUUAGCAUUGCUCUGGAGCCGCUGGUAAGCAACUAACUCAUGUAUUUCAGUCUUGCGCGCAUCGUGAAGCUGACUUGUUAUUAAGUUAUAAGCUAGUUCAACCCAUUGUCAUGUGUCAAAAGUAAUGUGGAUUGCCUUGCUCGGGCGCUGCAGAGUUUAGCUUCUGUCAACAAGCUUCUUCUGUGGCGUAGAUACAAGUCUUACAGAAAUUGCACUUUCGGCCGAUUUCUGUUAGCUGUGAAAACUUUUUCCAGUUACAGAACCUCGACCUGCAGGAGCAGUUUUAGAUACCACCUUCCAAGAAUCUUUGAUGGCGGCAAAGAGUCUGUCAACUUGUUUAUUGUUUGUACCGUGAAUGUUACGUGAUUACUUGGCUCUCCAUGGCCUUUUCAAGUGUCCAGUUCUUUUAUGAACUUGGUUUUACA
This is a messenger RNA of Marchantia polymorpha subsp. ruderalis, 3238 nucleotides long. Lineage: Eukaryota; Viridiplantae; Streptophyta; Marchantiopsida; Marchantiales; Marchantiaceae. The record is from the annotation of a GenBank genome assembly.